AUGAAUCCAACCCCAAGAAUCAAUUCAAUUGAUUUUUCCGAUGAUGGAGAAAUCAUGACUGUCAGUCUUUCAAAUGGGUUUGCUAUUUUCUCAACAAACCCUUUGCGUUUAUUAAUAAAUAAAAACUUCCAAGAUAAAGAAAUUGGAUUAACUUCAACAAUACCAAAUUCCAGUAUUAUUAUAUGUAGCGGUAUUGCAGGUCAGUCUUCUUUCUCUAAUACUGAUCUUAUGGUUUACGAUGAUUCUAUUGGCAGAAAUGUAUUCGAAUUAUCAAUGCCAGACCCCAUUGUUAAGAUUAAAAUGCUCCCGUCUAUGUUUUCGGUGACAACAAAAACAGAAAUGCGCUUAUAUACGUUCGAUCCACCAAUGCUUUAUUGCCAGUUCCGUAAUCCGGUUAACAGUUUCCUCUCUUCCGAUUUCUGUGUUCAUAGAAACUCAUUUAUGGUUGCUGUAACCGGAAAAGAUUUAUCUACCGCAAGAAUUGUUACAGGAGAAGGUAAUGAUCUUAUGUUUAAAGCUCAUAACCAUAGCAUAUCGAAAUUCAAACUGAACAAUGGAGGAAACUACGUAGCUACGGCUUCUGAAUCUGGAACUUGCAUAAGAGUAUGGAUGACAGAGACAGGCGAGCAAUUUGCAGAGUUUAGAAGAGGCAGACUGCCGGUUGAGAUAAAUUCAAUGGCUUUCGACUCAAAGACAAAUUUAAUCGCCAUUUCUUCGAAUAAUCCUACACUUCACGCAUUUAUUAUACCUCCAUCCAAAACCUUGGAUGCCCCACAGACAGAUUUAACAUGGAAAGUUCCUUCUCCUGGAAAUACAUUCCUUUCUUUUGAUAAGUCAGGAAAACUUCUUGUUGGUCACUCAAAUGGAACUCUUUAUGUUCUUAGGUGUGAUAUUCCAUCGAAAUCCAUAAUCCAAGAGUCAACAACUUUAUUCACUUCAUUAUUGAAUUCUAAUGAAGCCGUGAAGAAGUAA
Messenger RNA from Trichomonas vaginalis G3, 972 nucleotides. Its product is annotated as phosphatidylinositol-3,5-bisphosphate binding. Gene Ontology annotation, cellular component: extrinsic component of membrane; cytosol; phagophore assembly site membrane. The transcript has a single exon. NCBI's taxonomy places the organism in Eukaryota, Parabasalia, Trichomonadida, Trichomonadidae. Gene Ontology annotation, molecular function: phosphatidylinositol-3,5-bisphosphate binding; phosphatidylinositol-3-phosphate binding; protein binding. Gene Ontology annotation, biological process: autophagy of mitochondrion; protein localization to phagophore assembly site; nucleophagy. The coding region runs from base 1 to 972 and encodes 323 amino acids. The record is from RefSeq and is a predicted model, not a curated record.